This is a messenger RNA of Sabethes cyaneus, 1746 nucleotides long. RefSeq names its product serine protease inhibitor 77Ba-like. Gene Ontology annotation, molecular function: serine-type endopeptidase inhibitor activity. The transcript is spliced from 6 exons. Lineage: Eukaryota; Metazoa; Arthropoda; Insecta; Diptera; Culicidae. The record is from RefSeq and is a predicted model, not a curated record. The coding region runs from base 446 to 1717 and encodes 423 amino acids.
GCAGUCGCGUGUUGACGAACAGAAAAGUGUACGGUUGUGAAUGUGAUUCAGGGAAAAAAAGAUCUAGAAAACCAAUACAAAAACAACACCUCGGCAGGACCAACGCGAUCACAUCAUUAUUAUGCCGAUCGCGUUUAAUUUUGAUUGAUAGAUUUCAUUCAUUGUUUUCAAAUUCUUGUAAACCGCAAGAAGCUCGAUCGGUAGCGGUAUUGGUGCUUUUCAACGGGUCGAUAGUUUAGAAAGACUUCGACGAAACCGGUUAAUGCUGUUCUGGCUUACGACGAUCGCCGCUAUUAAAGGAGGUGCUAAUCAUACAGCAGCUGGUGCAUAAAGAAAAUAGUCAUCUUCCAAGUUCGCUGCCGAAGCAGUGAAUAGUGCCUGGGUGCCCUCAACGGGGUGGAUCGAUGCGGUGCGCGGUGCUUUGAAAAUCCCACAAUUGAGGAAAAUGACGAUCAGUCGCGGGUCUUUUGUUUCCGCAACAGUGGUGUUCGCUUUGAUCGCGCUAACCUGGUGCCAGUCGGAGAUUUCAGUAACCGAAAGUCCAAAGAGCAGCCUAUACAAAGGUUCGCAACAAUUUGCGCUCAAUUUUUUCAAGAAUGUUAGUAACGUUGUGGAUUCCGAUCCGAAUGUGACAACCACCAAUAUAAUCGUGUCACCUGUCUCCGUGUGGAGUUUGCUCGCGUUGAUUACCGAAGGGGCCGGCGACAGAACGCUGUAUGAGCUGCUCCACGUUUUAAAUGUGCAGGAUCAGGCAGAGAUCAAGCACAACUACAAGGCUUUGCUAGACACGAUCAAUGUCAACACAAGUGAAGUGAAGAUCGCGACCAGUCAAUUCAUAUUUACCGACAUUAAUCGCCCGGUUUUGCGAGACUUUGAGAGAAACAUCGAUCGUUACUACGGAGAGCAGCUGCUGGAAGCUCUGGAUUUUAGCAGUUCACCAGAGGCCAUCAAAUACAGUCACGAUCGAAUCAACCAGGUGGUAUCCGAUGCUACCGAGGGACAAAUCACCAAAGCAGUGCACGCGAAGGACGUCAUUCAAGCUCGGAUGAUUAUGCUGUCGGUUCUAUUUUUCAAAGGAGAAUGGACGCUGCCUUUCAACCAAACCCUUACGCUCCCAACACCGUUCUACGAUGAAAAUGAGCGCAUGGUCGGAAACGUUCAAAUGAUGUACCAAAAGGCAGUUUUUCCAUUUGCUGCAUUCCGGGAACUGGAAGCACAGAUCGUCGAACUCCCCUACGGCAACGACCGCGAGCUGAGCAUGUUGUUGAUUCUGCCAAGAAAGGGAGUCCCUUUGCAAACCGUCAUUCGUCGGCUGGCGGACUUCAACAUGGAUACCAUCUACAAGGAACUGAAGCAAGCUGCCAUUGAGUACGAGGACGACGAGGUGGAGGUGUAUUUACCGCGAUUCGAAAUCACGGCCGAUUACAACCUGAUACCGGUUCUGCACGAUAUGGGCAUCCAUGAUGCAUUGAACAAGGACACGGCUAACUUCAACAAGAUGGCCAACGACAUCUUCCUAGGAUCGGUAAUCCAGAAGUGCAAAAUCAUUGUGAAUGAGGAGGGCACAACGGCGGCAGCGUUAACAUCAGCAGUUUUUGCUAACAAAGCGACCCCACCGCGUUUCUACGCCAAUCGACCUUUCGCCUUUUUGAUAGUAAACAAACGAUACGAUUUGAUUUUAUUCAUGGGACAAGUGAAAGAUCCCCAUUCCGUUUAAGCCGAGACAUUUAGAACCCAAAUAUAUAA